AUGAAGCUUUGCGCCUGGAUGACGCGCUAUUUGCGCGGCGCUUGUUUUCCUGUCCUGUGCAUGGCUUGUCACCAUACCUUAAUUCUGAUAACGUUACGUAUUUAAUGGUUAUCAAAACCAUCGACAACGUAUCGGACAUAUUGCUUUUUAGCUUUAGAAGGUGAGCUGUUUAUCAGUAGCUCAAUCCCGAGUAAUCUGUUUAUAGGUGAGUAAAACUCAGUAUGUUGUUAUCAUCCGUGCCGAAGCGCUUGCUAAUGCGAAGGUCGCGCAGCCUGUCCCCGUGUCGCGCGUUGCAGACAACUAAAGGAGAACCUGCGAGGUGCCAGAAUAUUCACGAGCUCGAAAGGGGUAGGAAUCCCAUCGGAUCCACCUCGCGGGUGUCCCGAAAGUGCAUUUUAAGCGAGGAGCCGUGCAGCACGACCGUCACCCCACAGCUGCAGUACCAUCAGUUGGCCAGCAGAUGGCUCACUAGCCUGGAGAGCCGUAGAAACAGCUGGGCGGCGCUGGUCUCUAUGGGACGCACAAAUAGCUAUUGGGAGGACGCCGGGAGCAGGAGCGGCAACGGCUUACGCGUCUCCGCUUCAGCAGGCGUGCUGUCUGCUGCGGCUGUUGCCUUCUGCCUAAAGAAAGACAACGACUCUAAAGGCGAGUCUCUUCUGGACGCAGCCAGGUCCAACAACACCCAGGAAGUGCAAAGGUUGUUGGCAGAUGGAACAGAUCCAAAUACGCGUCACCGUCUGGGCUGGACUGCACUUAUGGUCGCCUGCAUGAACAGACAUCACAAUGUGGUGAAGGUUUUGCUGGAAGCCGGAGCCGAUCCAAACCUUGGGGAUGAGUUCAGCAGUGUUUACGGAACUGCACGGGACAAAGGCGUACACUCCCUGGAUGUGCUGGUCAGUCGGGAGGAUGAGUUCAGCAGUCGUCUUAGUAGCCGUGCGAGUUUCCGUGGUUGCACGCCACUGCACUACGCCGUUCUCGCGGACGACCUUCACACUGUCCGCGUGCUCCUCGAGGAAGGUGCUAACCCCUUGCAGACCAAUGAUCUGGGACACACUCCACUGGCCUAUGCCAAGGAAGGAGAGAUGCAUACACUUCUGAAGGAGUGGGAGAGCAAGUUUCUGGAGAAGAAGCAGAAGCGGGAGGCUGAAGAGAGGAGGAGGUUUCCUCUGGAGCGCAGACUCAAGGAGCACAUCAUUGGCCAGGAGGGGGCCAUCAACACUGUAGCAUCAGCUAUCAGGAGGAAAGAGAACGGGUGGUACGAUGAAGAGCAUCCCCUGGUCUUCCUCUUCCUUGGCUCUUCUGGAAUCGGUAAAACGGAGCUGGCCAAACAGGUGGCGCGCUACAUGCACAAAGACAUCAAGAAGGGUUUCAUAAGAAUGGACAUGUCUGAAUUUCAGGAAAAACACGAGGUAGCCAAGUUCAUCGGAUCCCCCCCGGGCUACGUCGGCCAUGAGGAGGGUGGGCAGCUCACUAAACAGCUGAAGCAGUGUCCGAACGCGGUGGUUCUCUUCGAUGAGGUGGAUAAGGCCCACCCGGACGUGCUCACCAUCAUGCUGCAGCUCUUCGACGAGGGCCGUCUGACGGACGGAAAAGGCAAGACCAUCGAGUGCAAGGACGCCAUCUUCAUCAUGACGUCCAAUGUUGCAAGUGAUGAAAUUGCCCAUCAUGCACUGCAGCUGAGACAGGAAGCUCAAGAACAGAGUCGCCGGCGCAUGGCUGACAACCUGGAUGACGUUCAGAAGGGUGAGAAAGUAACGAUCUCCAAAAAGUUUAAAGAUGAUGUGAUUCGCCCAAUUCUGAAGGCCCAUUUCAGGCGGGACGAGUUUCUAGGGCGAAUAAACGAAAUUGUUUAUUUUCUUCCUUUCUGCCAUUCUGAACUAAUUCAGCUGGUGAGCAAAGAGCUCAACUACUGGGCCAAAAAGGCAAAGCAAAGGCACAACAUCACCCUGCUGUGGGAGCGGCCCGUGUUGGAGCUGCUGGCCCACGGCUACAACCUCCACUACGGCGCCCGCUCCAUCAAACACGAGGUGGAGCGUCGGGUGGUGAACCAGCUGGCCGCCGCGUACGAGCAGGAGCUCCUCCCCGACGGCUGCACCCUUCGCCUGACCGUGGACGGAGAGGUUCAGCCUGGGAAGGAAGGGGGCGUGAUCCCUAGCCUCCGCUUAGAACUGGUGGGCAAAGACAGUAAAGCCCGGAAGCUGGACAUCCGUCCACCACUCAACCCGGAGGAAGUGACCUAUGCCCACUGAAUAUCCAUGUGGGGUGGUCAGAUCCAUGUUCGCAGGUCAGAACUGUGGUUGGUUACUGGCCGACGGGACCAUGGCAAUAAGUAAGACAACGUUGACUAAUGUGUAAUAUUUCAACAUUUUUUUUAUUUUAUUUUUUUUUUAAGUACACAAUUAGUUAUAUUUAUGACACAGCUAAUUAAUAAUUAAUAUUGUGUACACUACCAAAUCCUGAAAGUUCAGUUCUAGAACAGCAGUGGCAAUGAAUGGAGAAAUUGUUUGGCUGAUUAUUUUGGGAGGCCAACUUGAGGUAUUUGAAGAAAAAUAAAUGUUUUUGCAAUUCAUGCAUGGUUGCUGUCUAAUAAAUAAAAGCAUGUUGUACUCCUAUAGCUUUAUCAGGUUCUGUCUGUUGCAUCAAAAAUCAGUCAACUUUAAAGUUGGAACAUUAUUUUAAAAAGGUCCUACUGUUUAUAAUUUUUACAUGGGUCAUAAUGUGGUAAUGUGCUUUAGCUUAAUCUCAAAGGUAGCAAUAGAAAAAUAUGCAAUUGAAUAUCACUCCAAAUGACAGGCUGUUGAGUCUAUAUUGCUAUUACACUACACAACAAAUAGAGAAGAACUGUUUCAUUCAUCUGGGAAUGGCUUUAUUAAUCACCAGCAACACACAUUUCAACCAAUUUUAGCCGUUUCUUUAAAGACUUUUGUGAGGUAAUGUCUGUAAUGCAGUCACCAAUACAAUACAGAUUACAAAUCCAUUCCAAAAUUUAAAUAAUCUGUAAUAAGAGCCAUUGAAACUAAGACAUUGAUUGAAGUACUAAAAGGGUGAAGGAAACUAGGAAUUGUCAGAAUAACUGCUACAGAAAUAACAAUGCUUUGCCAUAUGUAUAAAUGGAAAGAUUGUAGAUGUUUAUAUUCUGUGCAGGUUGUGUAAGAAAUUCAUGUUUACAUUUCAUUGUUUUUAUUUGCUUUAAAAACUUUAUUUAAAAGAACGGGGCCAUAGCAGAGGUCAGCACUGACAUUGUGAAGUCUCGUAAAAUGUCCUUUGCUAUAAGAAAACAGCACAGCAUUUAUUAAAGCUUUUUUAAUGCUUCGGUCAGUUUCCUUAAACCAGAAUUAAAUCUUAAAACCUAAUAUAGUUACAUGUAAAUUGGCCAGUUCUAUUGGAUAGUUUAUAGGGGUCAAACAGUAAUGAGAAAGAAGUCUAAAUCAGUAAUGGAUCUCUCUCCAGGUUGGUGGUGUGCUUACUCUUUGCUAUGACAAACAUGCAGAACGAGGUCUCAAGUGAAGUUGUUUUAGCUUUUUGCCUAAAUUAUAUUGACUCAGUGUCCUAAUCCCAUUGUGAACAAUUUUAAAUGUUUUGAGUUAUGAAGAAGGGAUGAGUCCCUUUUACAUAUGACUGCAAAUAUUUUAAUUAUAUACUACAUGUUUUCAUUUCUGUAUACAAAUAUUUAAUUAAAUUGAUAAGUGCAUCUAA
This is a messenger RNA of Electrophorus electricus (electric eel), 3696 nucleotides long. RefSeq names its product ClpB family mitochondrial disaggregase (gene clpb). Gene Ontology annotation, biological process: cellular response to heat. Gene Ontology annotation, molecular function: ATP binding; protein binding; ATP hydrolysis activity. The record is from RefSeq and is a predicted model, not a curated record. Gene Ontology annotation, cellular component: mitochondrion; cytoplasm. Lineage: Eukaryota; Metazoa; Chordata; Actinopteri; Gymnotiformes; Gymnotidae.